UCCAGCAAAUGUCAAAAUAUUAAAAUUUUAUUUUUGGUUGCUUGGUGUGAAGUAUAGCUUUAAACAACUUCUAAAACAAAUUAGGUGAGUGAUGAGUGCUAGUUUAUUAGCAACUAUUCGGACAGCGCAAAUUAUUUACCAACGAAAAUGAGUGAAGACAGUCAACUAACAGAGCCGAAGAACUCUGUGUCGUUACCUGAGAUUCCACUGAGUUCAGUGAAAAUAAAGCAGGAAAAAAUCACUCCACCAGCAUCUCCAGUACGCAAUCCAGCAACACAAUUGCUGAAUGUGAAGCGGGAAAAAGAGGCUGUUUCUUCCAACGAGCACACCAUAAGUGAAAGUGUUUUUGCGACAUUCUUACCGCCUAGUGACGAUAAGAAAGCGGUCGCAUUGACAAAAUCGUCGGAAGAAUUACUUGCCGAAUUAUUUCAGUCGUUUAAUAGUGCACCACCAACUACAUUGCUGAUCGAUGAUGGAAAGACGUCGAAAAAGCCGAAAAAGAAACACAAGAAAGAUAAGAAAAAGAAACACAAAAAGAAGGGUCGGAGCAGCAGUGAUGAGGAGGAUGGGCAGGAUGGCGACAAGGCGGAGAAGAAGUUAAAAUUGAAGAAAGUGAAAAAGGAGAAGAGGGACAAACUAUUGGACGGGAAGGACAUUAAAAGUGAGAAAGAAAAAUCGAAGAAAAGAAAAUCGGACGAUCCGCUCGCAACGAGCAAACAUAAAAAGAAGAAAAAAGAAAAGGAUAAGGAUGAGGAGCGCAAGGAAGAGCUGGAUAUCGACGAAUAUGAGAAGCAACUGCUGGAGAAGGUUCACCGUGAGGAAAACGCGAAAUCAGAUCCAAAAAUGAAGUCAAAAAUUUUCAUCAAAAGCUUCAAACACAGUGCGGUCUUCGAAGAAAAUGUGAAACAAGCGGAACAACGGAAGAAGGAGAAAGAAAAAGAGCGUAAACGUGACAAACACAAUGUUGAAAGCGAAAGUGAUCAGUCAAAGUCGUCGGAAAUAUCAUUAUCCGACGAGGAAACGUAUGAGAGAAAUCGAUCCCGUUUCUACGAACGCGACUCCUAUUACGGUAAUAAUCGGUCCAGAGAUGAUCGCCACAGAGAUCGGUCACCCCGAAACAGAUCUCGAGAUCGGUAUGAAUCGCGUGAAUCGUCAUACUACGGGCACGGUUACAGAGGACUUGGUAGCAGAUAUGAUGAUCGGGAUAGGGAUAGACGAAGGCGACGUUCUCGUUCGAGGUCUCUUCAUUCGGCCGAUCGUAUUGACAAGAAACGUUUACUGGAAAUCGCCCGGAAGAAUGCCAUAUCGAUGCUGAAGAAUGGAACAUUACCGGGAACGCAGAAUUUGGCACCGGAGGCUAAGGAGAAAGUAUUAGCAAAGAUGCGUUUCGGUGGAAAAUCGGUCGACGAACUCACGGAAUUCUGCAAAAAACUAUCAAAUGGUGAAUCGAGCGGUUACUUAUCCGAUGUGUCUGAUGACAGUGAUCAUGACGAGGACGGCAAUGACAGACCGUUCAAUCAUCCAUUCAUGCUAAAAGAACGCAACGAACCAAUUGUUAUGAAUAUCAAGAAUGCAACGCCAAUCCCACCGAAAACCGCUGAACAAACGAAAGCCAUUUUGAUGCAAUUUCCGGUUUCGUCUGGCCAGCAUCAUAGAUUAAACGAGAGUGAAUGGGUACCUGUGCCGCCCGCACCGAAGAAACCGGCAGUGAAAGCCCCAGCAAAAGUUGAGAAAACAGUCAAACAAGCUCCAGCAGCUAUCAUGCCAGCACCUCCUAAUCCAGAACCAGUUCCUGCACCGGAAACAAAUAUUUUCCCAGAUGCCAAUGUCGGAACUAACCUGGACGUGACGACCAUUAUAACAAAGAGGUUAAAUGCUAUGAGGAAGUUACAGGAUAAUCCAUUGGAUCAGGAAGCCAUCAAAUUGAUGUACAAUACACAGAAGGAUAUGUCGGCUUGGGCUAACUCAAAAUUUAUACCAGGACAAUUCACAGGCAGCACUGGUGCUAACAUUCUUUCUGCGAGGGAACUGACAUCCGGUUUUCAAGCCUGGGCGAAAAGAAUGAAACUAAUCCGACUGAGUGAUAGAGUAGUACGGACACAACAGAGAAUCGACCGUCAAAUAUUUGGAUUUAUUUUUAGGAUUUGACAGGUGACCCUUUUACUCAUUGACCAUUGACAAAGAAGUUUUGAAUGUUUUCUCGGUCCCUUUGCGGGAAUGGGAGAACAUUCAAAAUUUUCUGUGUUUUUUUCUGUUAAACAAAACUAAUGAAAAUUUCGACGUUUCGUGCAAAUUUUUAUUCGAUUUCGACAUCGAAAUGAAUAAACUAUUUUGCUUAGCGAAACGAAUGGUAUUCUCAUGGAACCUUCAUUCUAUCAGACCAGAUCCGAGGUGUAAACAGUUUCCCAGCGUGACAGGAUUUCCAGGAUAAAGAUUUUGAUUUUCAACUUUGUAACAGAACUUGCAGGAAAUGUUUACACCUCGGACGGGAACCUGGAAGUGGUUAAUUUGGUUCAUCCAUAAGCCAUGACUGUCCCGUAAUUUUUUGGUCUGAUAAAGUGAAGUGUUAUCCGUUAAUCUUUUUGAAACGGCCACUGUAUCGGCACCUGACGAUUUAGUUGGUUAUGUUGUUCAAACACUAGCCAGAGCUCAUCAUCUAUCUUCACGUCCAUGACAGAUGAGACUGGGCCGUUUCUAAAAGAUUAACUACCAGGUCUACUUGGCAUUAGCGUUCUUUUACAAGUCGAAAAUGUGUCCUGAAUGGCUUACUGAAAUACUUGCAACUCAAAUUUCAUUCGGCCACCAAGGCAGCUUUAUCAAAAGUCAUAAAUUUUUAGUGCACCAGUCUCUGGACAUGCACCAGUGAUCAAACACAUAUUGUUCUCUCAUUCGUAAAAAAAUAUUUGAUCAAUGAAAGAACAAUAGUUGUCCAACUACUCGUACAUGUUCGGGGACUGGUGCUCACUGAAUUAAUAUUUUAAACUGAAGUUAAACGUUGACGCAAGUGUUUUAUCCUUGAAUUGAAAUAAAGGAAUUUGAUCAAUUCUUGCGUUAACUGGGACAAUAUGGCUUCCAACAUUUUGGUUGGCCUUUGAAACAUUUUCGAAUUCUAAUUGAACCGGUUUUCUGCUCACGUGCGAAUGAAAUCGUUAUAAAUUCCAUGCUUGAUGGCCGACAAUGAUUGGACCUCGAAAUCGGGACAUGGUCGUUGCUUUUAAUGCCAAGUGUAGCUGGGUAAAUCACAUUGAAUUUACAACGGUUUUUGGAAAUGCAUUAUGAUUGAGCGAACAGAAAUUGCAUUCGACUAAUUAUUUAAAUGGCGAUGUUGACCUAGGUUUGGAAAGAGCAGGUUAACACACUUCUGAUCUGAUCACGAAGACUGUGGCGCCUCCACUUUUUAUAAAUUUUAUAAAAUGAGUCUUCGAACGUGGAGGACAAUAUAGACUAAUGUGAGAACAAUAAACCGUUUAAAUUUAGGUAGGAGAUGCCUUCGUACAUGUCUUAACCUGUUCUUCCAAAUCCUACAUGUUGACUGACUUUAAAAUGCAAUUUCCGAUCAUAAUGUUAGGAUGUUGUAUUGAGUGUCGGUGUUGAUUUUGCUGUUACGCUUUAUUCUCUCUUCCUCGAGCUAUUUCCUUAAAUUUCUGAAAUUCUUGAAAAUUUCCCAAAUUGAAAAUUGAGGAAAUUUCAAGGGAAAUUUAGUAAAAUGUCAACUAACUUCAAUCAAGGGGUGAGUUAUUUGUUGAAAAUAGACUCUAAAAUGAGCCUUUACUUUGGGAAAAAUUUAAAUUUCCAUUCAACGAUAGUGAAAGGCUUUGUAUGACAAGAAAGGAGAAACUCAAUUGUUUGAAUAGGGGUAAAACCAGUGCUUGGGCUGUUUGGUAAAAAGACUUCGUAAACUUAACACGCUACUUCGUAAGAUUAAAUUUAGUUCUGCAUUAGACAGUUGUACAAACUGCGUAAAAUUUGAUUUUAUGACGUCAUUUUACGAAAUAUCUUAGCUACGGGCUUACCCCUAAUGAAUCGGUUGGUUCGGAUUCAUCAGCUGAAUUUACCGAACAAAUGGGCGGCAUAGAAAAAUUAACACCGACAACAAUACUACUUCCUUCCAGAUAUAUUUAGCUUAGAGUUCCAGCCAUAA
Messenger RNA from Bradysia coprophila, 4141 nucleotides. It is a transcript of the gene Son, whose product is annotated as Son RNA binding protein. The record is from RefSeq and is a predicted model, not a curated record. Gene Ontology annotation, molecular function: RNA binding. NCBI's taxonomy places the organism in Eukaryota, Metazoa, Arthropoda, Insecta, Diptera, Sciaridae. Gene Ontology annotation, biological process: regulation of mRNA splicing, via spliceosome; regulation of cell cycle.